Molecule: messenger RNA, 1089 nt
Organism: Suillus paluster
Lineage: Eukaryota; Fungi; Basidiomycota; Agaricomycetes; Boletales; Suillaceae
Product: isoprenoid synthase domain-containing protein
Exons: 5
Coding region: 1-1089 (362 amino acids)
Source: RefSeq, a predicted model, not a curated record
AUGAACGCUCAUGCAAGGAUGAUGUACCUCCCAGACACCAUGACCAACUGGCCCUGGCCUCGUGCCAUCAAUCCUCAUUUCGAGGAUGUGAAAGCUGAAGUCGAUGCUUCGUUCCGUGAUUUUAAGGCUCUGAGUCCUGAGUCACAGGAGGCAUUCGACAAGUGUGACUUUGAACACCUUCGAAUAGGUUCUGAGUUAAUGAAUGUCUACUUCAUUGUGGACGAGUUCACCGACAGCGAAAAUGCGGCAGGCACUAAGGCAAUGGUGGAUAUCGUGCUUGAUGCCCUAGACAAUCCUCAUAAAGCACGGCCACAAGGCGAAUGCAUCCUCGGUGAAAUCUCACGACAAUUUUGGGCUCGUGCAAUCCAGACUGCAAGUCUGCCUUCUCAGCGUCACUUCCUCGACAGCUACACCGCAUACCUUCGUGCAGUAGUCGUCGAGGCUGUCGACCGCGAACAGAGUCGUCGUCGCAGUAUCGAUGACUAUCUCAAGCUCCGGCGGGAUACGUGUGGCGCAAAAUCUGCUUUCGCAGUAUAUGAAAUGGGAAUGGAGCUUCCUGAUGAAGUGUUCUACCAUCCCGUCAUCGUGGAACUGGUUGACUGCAUCAUAGAGUUGAUUUUGAUCGACAACGACAUGCUCUCAUACAACAGAGAGCAAGCGACUGGGGACGAAAACCAUAACUUGGUCUCUGCUAUCAUGUUGGAACUCAGCCUCGACAGAGGCGGUGCGAUGGCUUGGGCAGCACGCUAUCACACUGAUGUCGAGAAAAAGUUUAUCGACGGUCGUUCAAAGGUCCCUUCGUGGGGAGCUUCCACCGACGCCCUUGUCAAGGAGUAUUUUGAUGGGAUAGCAACCUGGGCUCGAGCAAACUGUUGUUGGAGUUUCGAGGCUCAAAGAUACUUUGGCACCAUGGGCCCGGAAAUACAGCAAACUAGGCUUGUCCCGGUGUUGCCAAAGGUCAACUACAAAGACACAUCCGUGGUGGCGCAGGUCAAUGUUACCGAUUUGUCAAAGAUCGACGCCACGGUGCACCGUGAGCAACCGUCUGGUGGGCUCGAGUGCUUAAUACUUUGGCCUCAAGUGAUGUGA